Sphenostylis stenocarpa is the source of this 987-nucleotide messenger RNA. Lineage: Eukaryota; Viridiplantae; Streptophyta; Magnoliopsida; Fabales; Fabaceae. The record is from the annotation of a GenBank genome assembly.
AUGUUGGAUGUGAUGUCUCUGAGUUAUCCGUUCCAAACGUUAUUACUUGGUUGUGUAACUACUCCUACUCGCAGAUACUUUUGCAGGACAAGGUGGUGCCAUGUGCAAGCCACACCCCCAUCUUCAGUUAUUUUGAAUGCAGAUGGAAGUGGGAAAUUUUCUGAGAAGAUUCAUGCCACAAACCUUGCAUCGGGAAGUGGUUCUCCCUUUGUCACUCAGGGAAGUGCUGUGGGUAUAAUUGGAGGGGUGUCUGUGGAUGCCACUCUCACAUUUUUGAGAAAACUCGUGGAGUUGAGUUCAGAAGAUGGAGGGAAUUCUAUCCCUUUUGUUCUGUGUUCUGAUCCUCUCUUGAGUAAGGAGCUUCUGUCCUUUGAAAGGAGUUAUUUUGUUUCUAGCACAAGUAGAGUGGAAAACAUGAAGCUGGAUUCUUCUCCAAUUGUGCAGAAUCUUAGAAACAAGAGGGUUUUCCUUGAGAAUUCUGGGGCCAGUUGCAUAGUCUUGCCUUGUAAUGUGUCACAUUCUUGGUAUGAACAAGUCUCCGAGGGGUGUUCUGUUCCUGUUCUUCACAUGGCCGAGUGCGUUGCCAAGGAGCUCAAGGAAGCUAAGCUAAAGCCUCUUGAAGCCGGUAGUCCUUUGCGGAUUGGAGUGCUUGCAACAAAUGCAACUCUGGCAGCUGGUUUUUAUAAAGAGAAGCUUCAGAAUGAAGGGUUUGAGGUUGUACUGCCUGAUAGAGCAACAAUGGAGCAUACUGUGAUACCUGCGAUUGAAGCUUUGAACAGAAAGGACAUGGAAGGGGCAUGCAAUCUAUUGAGAAUUGCACUUCAAGUUCUUUUGGUGAGAGCAGCAAAUUCUGUUAUUCUUGCUUCUGAUGAUAUGCGGGACCUCUUGCCCCCAGAUGAUCCUCUUCUCAAGAAAUGUGUUGAUCCAAUGGAUGCAUUAGCCAGGUCAACUAUGAAAUGGGUAAAAUCCUCUGGGCAUAAUACAUGA